UUGAGGGGAAGUGCUUCUUCCUCAUCGUCACCUCCACUCGCUUUUUAAUUUUUUUUUUUUUUUUAACUCUAAAGCACUUUUACUUUUCAUAUCUAUACACAAUUUUCGACACAAACGGGCGUUCUCCAAAGCACACCCGCGUUUUCGGAAGCGAUGGAGCCCAACAUAUCGCUUCAUUCCAAGCUUUCAUCCAUCAUGGAGACGAUGGCCGAGUCCGCCAUGGCUGAGCUAUGCAAGGCGGUGGACGAGGACACGGUCGAGCUGCGUUUGGAACUGUCCCGGCUCCAAACGCUCAACUCGGCCCUGACGGAGAAGGUCGACACGCUGGAGUGCGAGCUGACCGCGGCAAGGAGCGACGCGCCCGGCCCGCUUCGGAGCCACCGCACCGUCGCCAUUCAGACCGACGACGACGACGACGACGUUAAUGAGUCCGAGUCUCCAGUCAUCAACGGAGUCUUUGGAAAGGACUGGUGCCUUAAUCUGUGGAAAGACCGAUUCCGUACGAAUCAAAAGAUGGAUGCUCAGCAAGUAGACGAUGAUAUGAAUGCGUCCAUGUCUUUGGAGUCAUUCUCUCCUAUUGACGUGCCGGUUUUGGAGAAAGGCGCAGAGUUUUAUAGUUUUGAGUCUUUCUCGGAGGCCAUCGAAAGCUGGCAGAGGUCCAAUUUCGUGGAGCUUUACAAGCGUAGUUCCAGGACCGUGGAGAAUGCCAAAAAGCGGGCCAGGAAAAAAUCAUACAGCGAGAAUUUAGUGUUCGCCGAGCUGGACUUUGCGUGCGCUCACGGCAGCAAAGGCCCCGAUGUGAAACGUUGUCCGUUCACCAUCAAAGUGCGAGUCACACCUGAUGGACGGAAGCUCUACAUAAAGGACAUCAGUCCUGGAAAUUGCCACAACCACGAGCUCUCCCAGGCUGUGUUGACCGGGUCCGACCCCGAACACGUCGAUGUGAUUCAGGUCAAAGUUGAAGAUUAUUUGGAGGGCGCUGGUGGCAGCUUCCCCCAGGAAACACUCAGUCAAGAAAACGACGACGACCACGACGACGAACGCUUCUCGGAGGAAGUAGAGGAGACGCCAGUGUGGCUGGAGGACAUGUCGCUGGACUCGGACAGUAAGAAUCAUUACGAUAAUAAUGGGACCGAAGAACAAUCUGUGCCGUCGAGUACCGGUACAGAGGACGACUGUUACGAAUAUGUUAUUGAAGAUGGUGAGAACAAGCUGACGGUACAAGCAAGCUCGAGCGGCGGGGGCGGCGGAAAGAAAUACAUUUGUUUACGAUGCAACAUUGUAUUCUACAACCCGAACACCCUGAUGAUCCACCAGAGAGCCCAUCAGCCCUACUGGUGCGACGUGUGCAAGGAGCAAUUCGGGACCAAGAGCCAGUUCAAGCACCACAAGUGCGACCUGGUCCCCAACAAGUGCCGCCUGUGCGGGAAGACUUGGGCCAGCCAGUCGGCCCUGCGGACCCACAUGGUGGUGCACACGGGGGACAAACGGUUCGUGUGCCGCUUCUGCGGGCAGAGGUUCGCGCAGAAGGGCAGCAUGAGGAGUCACCUGAUCCGAUCGCACAUGGGCUGCGGCGAAUGCGGAAUGACGUUCGACUCCAAGACGCAACUCCUACACCAUUUGUUGAAACAUAAGAUGCGUGCCAUUUAGGGAGCGGGGGAGGGGGGGGGGGGGUCACAUUGAGGGAAAAUUGACUUGAAGUUUGUACAGUGUGAGAAGUGGUUAGCAGCUUCCUCCCACGUUCCAAAAACAAGCAUGUUAGGUUCAUUGAAGCCGAAAUCGGGGGUGUCCAAGCAGAACAAUCAAAGGACAUUCUUUGACGUUAUUAAACACGCUAAAAAACAUUUUUGGGGUAGUAAUUAUAUAUCAUUAUUAUUCAGAGAAUCUGCUACUUUUUGUUAAAGGCGAUAAGGCAAAUAGUUUUGGAUUUUUCAUGUUUUUGGGGUGGUCGACAGCCGUAUACCACUAAAAUAGUUCGGCUCCUGCCUGAGCAGAUCUCCCAUUUUCAAAACGAAAACCAGCAUUCUGUAAUACACCGACAAUCUUUCAAGUAGUUUUUACUUGAGGAUCAUUGUUAAUAGUUCAUGUGAUAUGUUCACAAAUUCAGACCUUGACACAGCAGAAAGUGGAGGAAAAUAUUCUUGCUUCUGAAACGCUGUUAUCUUUAUUUCCGGCUCAUAAAGAGAGAUAUUGUUACUUUUAUUUGUAAAUUGUUUCUUUAGAUGUCUAGAAAAGCUCUAUAUAAAGCUUUUAUUGUUAGUAGUAGUAUCCAUAGCUUGAUUAAUCAAACACGAAUCAGUUAUCCAAUUUGUCGACUAUUUUGAUCAUCGGUUAUCAUUUAGAGUCGUGGCUUACCUUAAAAUUGUCCAAAUCCUCAGAAUUUGAGCCUCUCACGACUAAAUAUUUUCUGAUAUCUCUAAUCCUCAAAAAUUGCAGAAUGAUUUGUCUGUUUCAUCAAAAAAAAAAAAAAAAAACAUUGGCGAACAUUGAUCAUUUUUUAUGCUGAAAAUGUUAGACUGAACCAGUAACUGAAUCAUUGUUUUGUUUCUGCAUUUUCUGCACUGUCAAUUUGAAAUAUCCUGUUUUUUUAAUUAAGGGAUGGAAAAGUUUUUGAUUAAUGUGACUCAUCUGUCAAUUAAAAAAAAAAUCGACAGCUUGAUUAUUAAAUGAACUGUUAGUUGCAGCCCUAGCGGUAGUAGUUGUCAGGUGUGUUGCACCCACGUGCACACACACACCCACGCCCAAUUGCAUUGUGGGCCAUUUCAAAUGUUACAUUUUAUAUAUGCCAUGGGCUGCUAAAAAAUGAACGGCGGGCAGAAAAUGCCCCCCCCCCCCCACCCCCGAGCUGUAGUUUGGACACCCCUGCUCUAAAUUGUCCAUAGGUGUGAAUGUGAGUGUGCAUGCUUGCUUGUCUAUGUGUGCCUUGCAAUUGGUCGGUGACCAGUUGUCUCACCCAAAAUCAGCUAGGAUAGGCUCAAGCUCACCUGCAACUCUUAACGGGGACAAGCGCUAUAGAAAAUGGAUGGGUGAAUGGAUUCGGUGGCUUGGAGAAAGAUAGGACAAGCCCCCUUCAAAACCAGCAGAUUUCAACAGAGCUGUAAACAGCGAGUGGAAAGUGUACUGUUGUUGCAUAUAUAAAAUUGCAUACAUCUUAAAUCUUGUAGUUUUUGUUUCAAGCUUUAAAACGUAUAUUAGUCAGAUUUCAUCUUCACAAUAGUCAU
Phycodurus eques (leafy seadragon) is the source of this 3221-nucleotide messenger RNA. Its product is annotated as zinc finger and SCAN domain-containing protein 31-like. Lineage: Eukaryota; Metazoa; Chordata; Actinopteri; Syngnathiformes; Syngnathidae. The transcript is spliced from 6 exons. Gene Ontology annotation, biological process: regulation of transcription by RNA polymerase II. Gene Ontology annotation, molecular function: RNA polymerase II cis-regulatory region sequence-specific DNA binding; DNA-binding transcription factor activity. The record is from RefSeq and is a predicted model, not a curated record. The coding region runs from base 154 to 1650 and encodes 498 amino acids.